AUGCAACUGCUCCUCUCUCCGGAAAGUCAGAAACAGUGCGGUUGGGCAACACAUCGCGGUAUCUAUCAAUUUGUUUACCUUCCCUUCGUCUCAAAAAUGCGGGCGCUUACUUUUCUAGGGCUAUGGCGCGCAUUCUAGCGACGGAUGAUUCAGGAUUUUCCGUGCAAAAUCUUGUUAUUACCCUGCUUGGCGUGCAGCAAUAUCUCACAAUGAACGGCAAAGAGCUAAAUUUAAAGCACAGUACGACCGUUCUCAUUUGUCUCCUCUUUCCAUCAAGGAAGGCGACCCUGUUUAUCUCCGCGUCUCGACAGGUCUCGAUGUACGUGGACACGUCUCAGCUGCCCCAAGUAACUCCUCCUGAGUUUUCUCACUACCUUAUGGAGCUGCACCCCUGGGCAAAAUACGUCAACCCCUGUCCAAUUCGUCUAGUCCGUAAGGAUUGCCCGCCGGUAACUUCCGUCUUGGAUGUCGACGUUUACCGUCAUUUACCGGACUCGGGUUACAUGUCGACACGGUUCAACAGGUCGCUUUUCCUGAAGGCAGUCCUCCGCCCAGAUAAGAUGCCGGCGACAAUCCCAUUUAUUGAGCUGCAGCACCUGGAGGACACUAUUUCUUAAUUUCCGGGCCAAAUCAAAAAUAGUAAUAGACCAAGUUUUACUCUGCUCCUAUAGCGACGUCAAUACGGCCCACAUCAAGCCUUCCCCAUACCAGAAAUCUGACACUAAACAUCCUCCAAUCGGCAGUACCUAUCCGGUCCUCUACCAAGUCGUUUCCUCCGGGGGGAUGGCCCGGGCGUAAUCUUGGAGGCCAAGGACUUCUUGAUUGUUGGUCCGGACCGUCGCGACCUACAUUGCAUAGUCCUAGAACAGUACACCGUUGACAUCGUUACGGGCGGUCGCGGCUUUAACAGGAACCAUAUGUCCAUUAAGGACUUCGUAUGGCUGUAUAAUGUAAGGCCGACGCGACAAGCAUUGCAGUCUCCGGCAUCGGUUCCUAAGCAGGCCUCAUUACCGCAGACUAUGGCCCUCGACACUUCAUCGGUUUUCUUUUUCAGGGUAUCUCACUUCGCUCCGGUGAACGAUCUCCCUGACGGCGUCAUCUUGUCGCGGACUAUCCGUGGUGACCGAGUUAUUCACGCUCGGGCAGUAUUUGAAGGAUGCCCCGAAGCGGCCACUCGACCCCUUCUACCUGUACCUUCCCACUUCACCGCCUCGCUACCUACGAGGUCGUAAGUGCACGAUCGCGGGUGAACGUUUCGGAUGCGGUUUUGCGAACCUCCCGCGUCCUUUGAAUCGCGAGCUCAGUUAGCUGAGCUUGUGCGUUCAUUCCCACCGAUGCAUCCUGAUAAAGGCAUAUCUCCUCUAGCAGUCUUCAAGCUUCCCCAGNACGAUAAGCAAACUGGCAGAGUCCUCGCCACUAUACUCACCCCUGUCUGGUAUCCCCUACGCAUACAGUUCACUCUACUCGAUAUGGCGUCCGAAGCGGGAUGGGAGCCAGAACGUCACGUUAUCACGUGUAUUUCUGGUACUGAACGCCUAAUUUGGGCCAAAGUAGUAACGGUCACCUCUAGUCCGACGCGGAAGACGGUGACUGUCGUGAUUCAGGCGUUUACCUGGUCACACAAAGCGUGGAAGCGCACCUUUGAGCAACACGGUCGCAUGCUCGAGGAAAAGCGCAUCUGCGAUAUCUGCGUGCGCCUCGGCAAGUCCACCGCCGCGGCGAAUCCCGUGUACGACGUGGUCUCGCGUUCCAACAUCUUCGGCAGCCUUCGUCCAGGGGUCAUGGGCGAUCACGUCGUCAAUUUAUUCCAUGCCAAUCGAGCAAUUGGCACGAGCGACGAACCAUACCUGCGUGAUUUACCGCCUCCCUAUGGCCAACCCCGCUCAUUUCUCGUUAGCGGGCGUUCAUUGACCCUCACUCCCGAUCAGGAGGACGCAUUACGCAUCGGCUCCCCUCGUGGCUUUCCAUACCGCAUACGGGACAGGGAAAACCCUAGUGGGAUCUAUAUUCGCGGCGUUAAAUUCAAAAAGCUCCAAAAAUCUUACCAUCGUCACCACCUCCACCAACGCGGCGGUGGCGCGGUUCACGGAGACUCUUCUCUCCUUGGACAAUUUCGCGCACCCCAACAUCGUGCGCCAUAUCUCCGACACUGCCGCCGCUGACAACCAGACCCGGACAUCGGUGAACUUCGGUAAAAUCCUUCGGACCCUUGGCGACGACUAUGAGGAACAGCUUCACAUGAGGACGUAG
Molecule: messenger RNA, 2250 nt
Organism: Haemonchus placei
Lineage: Eukaryota; Metazoa; Nematoda; Chromadorea; Rhabditida; Trichostrongylidae
Source: the annotation of a GenBank genome assembly